ACCACACAGCCAGCACCGACGCAGCACUACGGUGAUUGAUUGCAUGAGUUUGCGUGACAGCUUCCUGUGGCCUCGACUGGGAGGCUUCCACGCCUUGCAUCGCGACGCACCUAAACACCGCCCGCCUCUCGCUUGCACCCCCAAACGCAGGCGGUGAUUGGGCAGUGCAAAUGUCUCAACUCCCCUCGACCAUCGAGCACCGGUUGAGCACAUUCUGUCACUUGCGAUAGCGUUAAAUGGAGAAACGUCCCUGCGAAGGGGCAACCGGAGUAUAUAUCAGUCAUGGAGCAGAGAACGGCCCUGAUCGAUCGAACAUAUCGGUAAACAAUGAUCAGAACCACUGUCAGUUCCAGAACGAGAAAACGCAGACGAAGAAAACAGAAAAUGGCAAAAUAAAUGGAACUCUGAAGGAGGGAGAGGUGACUCCCACUUCUUUUAACCCAGACAGCUCCCUGCACCCUGUGAACAGCAAUGGUGACAGACACCUGCUAGAUAUCCACUUGAAAAAUAAGCCCACCCGACGGGCCUUUACCACUGACUCAACAGGGGACAGAAAAGGUAGAAACACUAGCAGGAACAGCAUGGACUUCAAAAAUGACAAGUCCUCAGAGUUGAACACACUUGAGGGCAAAAAGGAGGCUUUAGCUACUUUGAAUGGUGUGGUGUCGCUCAACUCUUUACCACUUGCCAAUGGUUACCCUAGCAAACCCGGAGCUGACAAUGAUGGCAGUGGCUCCGAGAGCGGAUACACUUCUCCCAAGAAACGCCGGGCCCAGAGGAAUGGCAAAGCCGCGGACAAUGUGACUGCUUUUGCCCAGGGAAAAGCCAUGCAGCAGGGCGGCAAACAAGACCACGGCCCUGUGGCACAGGACUCAAAACCCGAACUGCACCUAAAAGCCAAGGAACCAACUGCCUCUGCCACCACACCUCCUCUGCUGGUGGCUGAACUUCAGCGCAAGAACUCAGACAGCAAAGUGGCUGGCAAACGGUUUGAGGAUCGCUCCAGCAAGGUUAAGGUGUCUACCUCCACCAAAGAGGACUCAUGGACCUUGUUCAAGCCUCCGCCUGUCUUUCCUGUGGACAAUAGUAGCGCUAAGAUAGUGCCUAAGAUUAGUUAUGCAAGCAAAGUGAAGGAGAACCUCAAUAAGACUGCCCAAGCUGGCGGGGAGGCUCUCACUCCUGCUCCCCAGGUGCCUGGGAGACCGCCACAGGUCCCCAUGUCUGCGGUGAAAACCAUCACCUCGGCUAGCUUUACCAACGGUCCCCUGCUGGGGGAAGGGAAUGGUUGCCCCCUGCCUGGUCCCCAUUUUAAUGCCAGUCCUCUGCUGGCGACCCCAGCUGUUGCCGCUGAGAAUGUAGCAUCUCCCCUGGGUAGCGGCACUUCCGCCAUCGGAAGUUCCUCCACAACCUCUGUGGCUGAGCCCAGGAAGCCCAGUCUGUUUGUUUACCCCGUCACCCCCCCCAAUAUGCAACUCUCACUUCCUAGCGGCCGCCAAGCCGAUCCCCCUGCUGCUCCGACAAAUCAGAAGUCUCUGGGGGACAUUUUUCAGAAUCAGUGGGGCUUGUCCUUUAUCAAUGAGCCUAGCGCCGGACCAGAGAGCAUGGCGUGCCGCUCGAACAGAAAGGAGGUGCCGGUGGAGGUGAGCUUUCAGGGAGGCUGUCCUGCUACAGUGGCCACUCAGACUUCCAGUGCCUCUGAGAGACCAGAUCCACCCCCCUUUCCCAAGGCUCACGAGCCAGAAAAACGGACUAAUGCUCAGAAUUUCAGUCGAGGAGUGAGUGGUGGUGCCACGGUGGCAAGCGGGGCCGUACCCGAGACCUCUGUACCCAGCCUGGAUGCCCAGAGAGACGAGACGGGGGUUUUUGGUGCAAUAGUAUUUUGUUCUUCCUCUAAGGACAUUUGUGCCGAGCUGUGUCCCACCUCCCCAGCAGCACCUAAGGUGGCUUUGGCCAAGGACCAGGGCCAUACUAAGGGCUUUGACAGGAGGUCUAGUUGGGGGUCGUUUGAUCUAAAAGCUGCUGUAAUUUACCACACUAAAGAAAUGGAAUAUAUUUUGAAUUUGCAAAAACAAGAUCCAAAUCGAGUAGUUCUCUACAGUGAGUCAUGGGACGGACCUGCUCAGUGAAGCUGUGUCUGGACACUAUAUCUCAGAUGAACUCUGCUGCAAAAAGAUGUGCUUGAGGAACAUGGCUGCAGCCUCGAAACAUCCUGAAUCAGAACUAAUCCAAUCUUAAGAUGGUUUAGAAUGGACCUUGUUACCCAUCAGCAGUCGAGGCUGAGCGCAGAGGAACAGAGUGCGCUUGGGAAAACGGGUUAGCUGGUUUUAGAAUAUUAGAAUGGAAGAACAGGAGCUGUGGAACUCAACUCUAAUGCGUCUAGUGGAUAUGUUGCUAAAGACAAUUUCAAUGACUUUGGGGACAUAACUCACACGUCAAACACUCAUGAUAACCCUGUCAUGGCAUUCGGUUGGGCGGAAGCUUCUCCUUUAAGUACUCAUGGACCUAAAGAGAGAGAGAUCACUAUGUGUCCCCUCUUGAAUUCAAAUAAUCAAGUAGCCUCGAAGUGGUCACAUUGAAUUCAUUUGGGCACAGAACCGGAGUGAAUUAACAUACUGUGGCCAGAGGAACUACAUAGCUUUUUUUUUUUUUUUUUUUUUUUAGGAGAUUCGGGGGAAUCGAACUCCAUUUAUGUGCGGGAGGCAUUAGUUCAAGCCUUUGGAAUUAAAUAAUUGUCUUAAUUUAAUUUCUGGACAAUAUUGGGUCAGUCCUGUUAGUGACACGUCUCCACUUCGUAUGUUUGUUUGAUUUAAUUUUUUUUUCUUCAUUGAAAUACUUAAAAACUCCAAGGGCAGGUUACGAGGUACACUCGGAUUGGGAAAGCGCACGCCCUGUAGUGUGCGUGUACAUGUGCAGUACGCUGCUCCGUGUGUCCUCUUUUGGAAGAGUUCAAAGUGCUAUUGUCGUCUCUUCACGCUUCCGUCACCUGACAGCCAUUCAAGUCUCUUGCUCGUCGUGUGCGUGUGUAAACGGCGGGGCAGAGAUCAUGCUAUAUUCCUUUAUCUUGAGUGUUUUAUGUUUUUAAUUUUUUAAGUAGCUGUUAGAACCCGGAACUAAUCAAUAAGAUGUGCCACACCACACAGUUGCUUUAGCUUCAAUGCUAUAGGUACAUUAUGGAGGUUUUAGUUCAGUUUGGUUUUGUUCUGCAGAGCUGCUCUUCAAAAUAGGGUUUUGUUUUUGACCCUAAAGGCAGUAGCAACUACUUUAGCUUUAUUUGGAACUACACCACAAUUUAGAGGGAACCUAGAGAGCAGUCGCUGGUGAACGAUCAGACUUUUUAUUUCACUCAAGAGACUAGAAGCCCCUAGUUUUUUUUUUAUUGAGCACCACAAUCACACUUUUAUGCUUUUUAUUUCUUGACUGUUUAAUUUGUACCUUUUCCAUGCUUAUUGGUUAAGCAGUUGAUAAAGUACACAUGAGCCUCAUCAAUAGAACCACCGUUGACAGGAAUUCUGCCGUUGUGUAAAAAUGUUUCUCUUUCUAAUGUCAGAAAAUGCAUAUUAAACUUAAAGUCUAUUCUGUUUUAUCAUUUCACAGAUUAAUUGAUUUAUACAUAAGAAUCAGUAGCACUUUACGUAUUAUGUUCUUGAAUUGUAUGUCCUUAAACAUUGACAUAUCAGUACAUAUUUGAAAUUCUAGUAAUUAAUCAUAGGUUACUAACUUUAACCUCUGCCUAAGGACUGUCAGUCCACAAUCUCAAAAUAAAAAAAAAAUAUAUAUAUAAAAAACAAAAUGUAAAAAAAAAGUGAAAAAAGAAAGAAAAUAAAAAAAGACACUCAGGUAGAAUUAGGGCAGUGUUCUUCUAUCUAAAAAUAAAACAAAAAUGCACCAACAGUGUUAUUGCCAAAUAUGAAAAGACGUCCCAUGUUUGUAACAGCUGUUUUGUUUUAAUUGUAACUUUUGAGGGAUUUAAGUUUUGACUGAAAAGCCAAUGCUUGCAUCUUCAUAUGUAUCAUUUGGCAUCAAUGUUUUCUUUACAUGACAAUGAAACACUGCCAGGUGAAAAAAUGUAAGUACACAUGGAAGACGUUAACCGCACUACGUAUCUGUAUGUCUUUCCUUUGCCAGAGGUUUUUUUUUUUUUCUUUUUUUUUUUCUUCCAUGUUUUAAAUGCAGCAUGUAAUGGUUUCAGUAGUCAGUCUUCAGAAAACGUGGGAUGUUUCAUGAUUAUUUCUUACUCAUUUCUUAUUUCCGUUUCUGUUCUUGAUGUAUCUGAAGUCUGUCCGAUAUCUUAGUUCAAAAGAUACUGCAAAAGCUGUCGAUGAAACGGAUGCAAAGUUGUUAAAUUCUGCUUCAUCUUUUCUAAUUUUGGUCCACUUAAAAGCUUUGUGCAAGAUAGAGAAAUCCUGCAAUUGAUAAUUAGCUUUUCGUUGGCUUUUUAGAAGCAUAUCUCUUUAUUGCUUCACUUGAGUUUUAUUGUAGUUAUCUAAAUUUUGUCUUUAAACAACUCCCAUAGAGCUGCUUUUUUGAUAUCCAGUGUAUUUGUUUAAGGAGUUAUGAUGUAGGCAUAAUUUAUAGCCAUCUGUUUUUACAUUAAGUCAAUUAUGAAAUACCUUUUUGAACACCGUAUUGUCCCGGUAUCCCUGUUUCCGCUUAAAGGGAUCGUUCACAUAAAAAUGUAAAUCCUGUCAUAAUUUACUCAACAUCAUGUCAUUCCAAAACCUAAAAAAUUUUCAGACCCCGCUGACUAUCACUGUAUAGAUGAAAACAGUUGAAAUGGGCUUGGAAUAACAUGAGGGUGAGUUAAUAAUAGCAGAAUUCAGAUUUUAGGGUGAACUGUCCUCUUAACUCAGAUAUGUCUUUGUAAAUGUUGUCAGCAGAAUGAAUUGAACCUGGUCUUUGUUUCAAAAAACUCAACUCCAGGGGUCAAAUGCACAUAUAGAGGUUCUAUGCACAGAAUGCAAACAAAACAGACUUUAUAUUUUGGGGGGUUGCACAUUAGCUUAAUUUCCUCAUUUUAAAUAAGCACUUACUACCCCACAAAUUAUAUUAUAAUUGCAAUAUAAAUUAUUUCCAUGAAUCUUAAAUCGCUCCCUUUAGUGUUUAAGAGCAAUGAGAGCACGCAUGGAUGGGAGAGAGUUACAGUGAUACUUAGAUGGUGUGUUUGCGAAAUCUGUACGAAGAAAAUGCAUAUUUGUCGGCAUAUUCAAAUUUCACGUGUUUUCUUGAUGUGUGAAUGAUUAUUGUCCUGACAACUCAACUUUUUGUGUGUGUGGAUGGAUAUGUGUGUGUCUGUUCGUGUGCAAGCAUGUGUAUUUGUCUUCAUUCAAACGCUCAAUUAUAUGCAAAGUUAAUAUUGCGAACUUUUCAAGUUCAGGGUGCCUGUUUUAAGCGAUAUAUUAAACAGAACCACAUCAUAACAUGAAAAACUCUUGCUUUUCCUUUUCCCCUGUCCCUACAUCCCCAUUUCCACCCAACAGUCUUCAGUUGUGCCAUGUUUUGAAUGUUAAAAGUUUGGAUUAAUAUUUCAUUUUAUGUUGCUCCCUCUAAAUUUCCUACAGUGGACAUGAAGAGGGGGUUACAUUUUGUCUCAAGAAUCUUUGUCACUGCUAAUAAACUUGUUGAAAAAGA
Molecule: messenger RNA, 5628 nt
Organism: Carassius auratus (goldfish)
Lineage: Eukaryota; Metazoa; Chordata; Actinopteri; Cypriniformes; Cyprinidae
Product: nuclear fragile X mental retardation-interacting protein 2-like
Exons: 4
Coding region: 237-2126 (629 amino acids)
Cellular component (GO): nucleoplasm; cytoplasmic stress granule
Molecular function (GO): RNA binding
Source: RefSeq, a predicted model, not a curated record